Molecule: messenger RNA, 5299 nt
Organism: Megachile rotundata (alfalfa leafcutting bee)
Lineage: Eukaryota; Metazoa; Arthropoda; Insecta; Hymenoptera; Megachilidae
Product: 7SK snRNA methylphosphate capping enzyme
Biological process (GO): snRNA modification
Molecular function (GO): O-methyltransferase activity; snRNA binding; RNA methyltransferase activity
Source: RefSeq, a predicted model, not a curated record
UUAAAUAAUCUAAUUAUGAAAAAUUUGCAAUUUUUAAGCGAUUUCAUGUCUUUAAAGUAUCCGAAAAAUUGUUUUUACUCGAUCAAAUUAUGUUUCACUUCCGAAAAUUCCCGAAGCUCUAUUCGGCUCACUCGGGUACCCACAUAGAAAAUGGAGUUUAAGCAAAGCAACCAAAGCAGCUAUUCGCCAUCGUUGAUGGGCGCACAACGACGGUUUGGAGCUGGGUGUAGCACGUAUUUCGUGAAAAAUCUGUAUUUUUGUGCUUAAUGCGAGUAAAAAUUACGUCGAGGUAAAACCGAAAUCGUACGGAAAACGUUUGAAGAUUUUUACAAAAUGUCAUCUGCACAAGUUGAUCGUUCCACUAAAGUGGGUCACAUUACCAAGAAAGAAAGCGAGAAGUCAAGAAAGACUUUUAAUCAGUCUCAUAAGAAACACAAGCACGAGGACAGUCGUCAUUUUAAAUUUGGAAGAAAGCGUUUGCAAAGUUUUACUAGCAAUGGUAAAUUUUUUCCACCAUAUAAACGUAGAAAGAAGGAAGGUGUGAUCAUUCCACCGACAAAAUUUUUACUCGGUGGUAAUAUAUGUGAUCCGUUGAACCUAAACAGUAUGCAAGAUGAAGAGAUAAAUAGAGCUAUGAAUGCAGUUACACCUAAGUCUAGCCCUUUACCAACGCCUAAGCAUAAGAAAGAGGUUAUCGAAGUCAUAAUACCACCCAAUAUCUGUGAUCCUCUGAAUCUAAAUAAUUGUAAUGAUAAUGAUAAUGAUGAAUAUGAAAAACAACUUAUAUCUCCAACUAAAAAAGGUUCUAAACGCCGAAAUAGAAAGAAAAAAAGGGCAUCUUCAGGGUCCGGCAAGGAUGAUGCAAGUGAAUCAAUUGAAACUAUAUCUAAAGAAUGUGAUACUAUUGAUAUUACAGAACCCAUGGAACAAAGUGUGUCUGAAAGUAUUGAGACAGAACAACAACAGGCACCAUUAAAUUCACCUCCACCUAAUCAGUCUAAAGAACCUAAGCCAGAAAGUCCACAAAAAGAUAAAAAUAAAUUACGUUUAAAGGGGUUAGAAGAACCUAAGGACAAAAGAUUAAGGAAAGUGGACACUAAAGAUAAGAUUGUUAGUCCUGUUAUACCUCAACCUGGAGCCUGGAAGUCCAGACCUCAACAUCGGCCAAGUCAAGAUAAAAAGAAGAAGCAACCAAUGCCAAACUUCAGAGAGAAGGAUGCACAUUAUCAAUAUGGCAAUUAUAAUAGGUAUUAUGGCUAUCGUAACUCCUAUCAUGAAGUGGACACAAGACUGACAGUGUUUGCACAGCGCAAGCAUUUAUUCUUUGGGAAGGAUGUUCUUGAUAUUGGUUGCAACAUUGGCCACAUUACCCUUUCUGUUGCCAGAGAUUUUUCAGCCAAAAGUGUAACUGGUAUUGAUAUUGAUCGAACACUCAUCAAUAUUGCUAGAAAAAAUAUCAAACACUAUGUUAAUUGUGUACAGUCUCCAGCCAGGAACGAAAACAAUGAUCACCAGGAUGUAAAUUUCUUCCCAAUAUCUAUGCCGAUCAAUUAUGGUCCAGUUGAUAUUCCAGGUUUCACAAAGAAUAACAGUCACAAAGGUUUCCCUUACAAUGUUACAUUUGUACAGGGGAAUUACGUGCUAGAGGAUGAUACUCUAUUAUGCACAGAGCAGCCACAGUUUGACACAAUCCUCUGUUUAUCUUUAACCAAAUGGAUACAUUUAAAUUUUGGAGAUGCCGGUUUGAAGCAAGCCUUCAAACGUAUGUACGCACAGUUACGGCCGGGUGGAGUGCUAGUAUUGGAACCACAAGGAUGGAGUAGUUAUACAAAGAAAAAGAAUCUUACAGAACGGAUAUACAAGAAUUAUCGGAGUAUCGAAUUUCGGCCUCACAAUUUCACACAGUAUUUAUUAUCAUCCGAAGUCGGAUUCUCCAAAUGCGAGGUGCUAUCAAUUCCCCCACAUCCAUCAAAAGGAUUUCAGCGACCAAUUCAGCUGUUCACCAAAGCUGGUCCGUUCCAAGAAUCUUCGAGCAAUUCCAACACGUCGAAGCGGCAAGAUCGGAUAGACGAAAAGACAAGGGAAAUUGAACGAAAAGCAUAUGAGAAGAAGUUGUUCAAAAAGGACGAAGUUAAAGAAGGAAACUUGUCAGAGAUCAGUCAACAGAGUAACGAGUCUAUGAGUCAAUACGAACAACUGGAAAACGUAUAUGCGCCUAGUACAACUCCCUGUUACGAUACGCCUGGUCACAACAGUGACAAUCAGCCAUCUGACGCUUCGAAGAUGUGUUACGUGGACGUCAAUAUGGAGAACGAUAAAACAGAAGCAGAAAGUCAAGCGGAACCAAACGCAACGACGAAUACACAGUCGGUACAUCAAAACAGCGACUCGACUGAAAAUCACGUGUCGAGGAAACGGAACAUUGACGCGGUAGCCGGUAAUGCGUGCACGGUAGUCGCGAAAAGGUCUAAAAUUCUGGAUGAAGCACCAGUAAACGAAAGGACAAAGGAAACUCAGAAAGAAGAAACAUCGCAGAGGUCAGUUUCUGUAAAUAACAGUGAAGAUUCAAGGACUGAAGAACACGGAGAGAGUGGAAGUAGGAGUCCGUGCAAAGAAGAACAAAUAGAGAGGCAACAUUGCGAGUUAACCCCAGACAACACGUAAACUACAUUGUUUACGUAGAACACGAGUGGUGCUACCAAUUCAAACUCGGGCUGCUUGGUUAUCCAUUUUCUUGUCCGACUUUUCUUUUGUUAUUUGUUUUUCCACUUUUCUUUUUUUCAUCUUAAGAAAUUGGUUGUCUAUUCCGAACAGAGUUUAGAAAUCUCAGCAGCAAUGUAGUAUCGACACAGAUAAAUGAGAACAAUAGAACGAGCAAGAACGUUCAGACUAUCGUUAGCACGUAGUUCCAUUGCUCGAUUUCCGUUCACGUUUUCUGUCAUUUAGGUUUUGCUUUUUUGUAAACAGAUUCGACUUUAUAGAAUACCUGGUGAGAGUUUCAGUGUAAUGUAAUUCGAAUUGGAGCGUCUGAAAUUCGACUGGCAAGUUACACUCCAAGAGACUCACGAAGAACGAUACAACAAAAACACUGUACAUGAUAGGAAUUGUAUCGCUUUACGUAUAAUAGUAUGUACGAAUGUAUAAUGUGUAUAUGCGAACUGUGCCUGAACGUGUUGACAGAGAAAGAAAGGGAGAAGCAAGGCAACGUGGAUGAUCGAAACAAAUUCUAAGCACGUGCCUAAAAUGCAUUUUGCAUUCUGCUGUAUCUGAGCACGUUUUCAAACAUUCUAGUGGGUUAGUCGACCAAAGUCUGACUUUUUGGCUUUACCAUGUCUUUCGACGGGAACGAUGUAAAAAAGAAAAGGCAGAAGAGAAGGCAAAGGACAUUUGCGAGUGUGAUAAGGACACGACUUCAGGUUGCGUUUCGAGACGCAUAACUGUUCAGUGCUUCAGUGUUUUUCCUUUGUACAAAAAUAACAGCACCAGCAGUUUCUCGUUGAAACUCAUCCUGGAACGAGAGCGUGAGAAGGGAGAACGUUUAUUAUUACAUUAAUUGUAUUAACGAUCGGUAGGAACAUUGUCUGCCUUUUUAAUAUUUUAGAAUCGUAGACAGUGUUCCUUCAAUUCAAAAGUUUUAACCUAUUGAUUGGCAUGGUCUGAAAAUUCUGAAUUACCGAUUGGUAAAUAGAAAUGUCUUAAAGUAACUAUAGUGACUUUAAUGUUUACUAUAGUGAUUUUAAUGUUUUAAUUUUCAUACCUGAUAUAACCUAACUAUUGUACUUCAACUAUGCCGGUCAAUUAACAGUGUUUAAAACCGAUCAAUUAUUUUUUAUUUACCAUUUUUGUUUACAUUCGUUUGUUUGUUGGUUUGUUCAUUUAUUUUUGGUUGCAGGAGAGAGAGUGUGCGAGAGAGAAUGAACGAACUAGUAUUGUAUAGAAAAACAAAAGAAAAAGCGUAAGAGUGGAGACGAGUGGAUCAGCAUCUGAAAAGAGCGGGAAAGUGGAGACGAUUGGGAAACCUUAGAGACUGUAGGACUUGUAAAUUUCUGUAAUUUUAGAGGAGUAUUGUUUCAUAUAGUUGUUAUUUAUUUAUAUAAUGCCGAGAUCUUCGAAUUUGUUGAUAGUACCCGGACCGAUCGGAGUUGACGAAAGUAUUAUUAUCGUUGAGCGUCACUCGUUACACGUAAGUCGACACACACAAACACACGCGUACCGAGGAUUAUUCAAUGUACAAAAAGGAAAGAAAAAGUUCCUCAACGAGAUAGAAGAAAGCGAGAAAAAAGUGACGAAAGCUUCCAAGGUGUAUUGAACAGGCGGCUUUCCUUCUAAUUCAAAUCUAGUCCGUAUGAUCGUCGAGGAAGAAUGGAAUAAUGCUUACGCAAAAAGUCAUUUCUUACUCGAGCGAAAAAAAGAAGAAACCGUUGUUCUUGAUCCGGUGAAUUUCGCUCUGAGACAUUUCUGCUCGAUUAUUCGUAUCACUGACAAUUACGAAAUAAUUGAUAAGUUAUUAGGAAGUAAAGAUCAGGAAAAGAAUCGAUAAAAACUUGUCCUUGUGUUAAUUGGUUUUUUUUUCGGUGCAACCGUGACCAACUUAACGGUGUAUUUAACGAUAAUAUUUCUUGUAAUCAAAGUACAAAUGUUCGUUUGAAUCUCUGUAUGAACAUUUCGAGCAGGAAUGUAUCCUCGGACAUUUCUGUCUUCUAGAAUAUGGAAAUGUCGGAGAGAACGCGACGAUGAAGCACAAAACAAAAUCCGGGCGCAAUCACUUUUCCAUGUUGUGUGAGAUGAUGAGAAACAAAAUGAACCACUUAGACGCUUACCAGGAACACUCAUACUGUAAGACAUCAAAUUAAUAAUAAAGAAUCGCUUUGAGCCACCAAACGUGUUUCCUCUGUUCUGACCUGUGGAGAGAAGAAACAGAAGACUUUUAAGCCAAGUCUUGAGAUUGCAAGCUAUGAGUUAUGAGGAAUAAAUUAUAUUUAACACGUUGCUCCACAGAUAGUCUGGGGAGUAGUGAACCUACAUCCUUUGUUUCACAGCAUGGCGCAUCGAACACCAAAAUUUACUUCUGGCUGCGAUUAUGACGUCCAUUCUCUUAAAUACUCCAAAGAAUUAAUUACAGAUGACUUCUCUUUAAAUAACGCUGUAUAAAUUAACGUGGACAAGUUAGGAAUAAUUUUAGGGAGUCUGAGGUUUGAAGGAAAGAAGAGUUACUAUAAUUUUGGUUGGACCAUUAAAACGCAGCCCAUAAAUUUUGAAUUCGAUGCCAUGGCAGUGACGAUCCCGUGUGUAGCUAAAC